Messenger RNA from Drosophila ananassae, 666 nucleotides. RefSeq lists its product as uncharacterized. The transcript has 4 exons. The record is from RefSeq and is a predicted model, not a curated record. NCBI's taxonomy places the organism in Eukaryota, Metazoa, Arthropoda, Insecta, Diptera, Drosophilidae. Bases 94 to 636 code for a protein of 180 amino acids.
AUCGCACCCAUAUCAAUAUCAGUUUGUCUUUCGCAGGGGCAAGAUCGGACAUUCCCCUUUAAAAAUUCUCCGAAAUUUAAUAUCUUAUCUGUCAUGCCACUGAAGUUGUCUAUAAUUUGGCUGCCUGUGCUCCUGUUCAGUUGCCACUUGAUGGCGGAUAUUCCGCAAUGUUUUCGUUUCACUUGGAUCGGUGCCUAUGAAAAUCACUCGAAUGUUCAAUCGGAAACCUGUGAGACAAGAGUGGGAGACUUUAAUGAGAUCCCCUGUUCGAUGCCUCUGGUAGUGACACCCGAUGACACAGUGCCGGAUGUCAAGGCCUUGUGGCAAAAUCAAACAGAAGACCGAGAAAAGUUCCUCUGCCAGAUGUCUCCCGGGUAUUCUUGCGUAAAGUUCUCGUACAUUUUCAAGGGUGGCAUCCAAAAUAUCACAUACAUGGCUGCCAAAGUGAAUACAACCAACGGGUGCUACACUCAGACUAAGGAGAAUGGCAUGCAGGUGGAGGCCUGUGUCUGCACCUCUAGAGUCGGACUGCAACCCUGUAAUGGAUCUGCAAACAACAAACCAACACUGGUAAUGGGCUGGGCGCUGUGUUUGAUCGGCUCUUAUCAAUUGCUUAAUAAAUAUCGAAUACUUUGAACAAUGCUUUUGACUGGCAAUGUAAUGUGA